Notodromas monacha is the source of this 3123-nucleotide messenger RNA. NCBI's taxonomy places the organism in Eukaryota, Metazoa, Arthropoda, Ostracoda, Podocopida, Cyprididae. The record is from the annotation of a GenBank genome assembly.
AAAAACGGUUUCUUUUCUCUCAUCGUCGUCGACAACAGCGACGGCGGCGACGACGACGGCGGCGGCGGCGGCGGCGGUGGUGAAGAAUGCGGCAGAGCACCGCUUGACAAGAAGCAGUGUCGCAUGUGCGAACUGGCCAUGAAAGAGCUGGAGAACAUUGACGACGAGGCGGACCAACUGGGCAUCGCCUUCGUCAAGAUCAACGACCAGAACCUGGCGCAGGACUAUUCCUUGGACACCCUGCCUGCCCUGGUCUACUACCGCCGCCAAGUGCCCAUCAUCUACGAAGGCGACCUGUUGGAAGAGGAAAUGGUGCUGGAGUGGUUGGUGCGGCAAAAGAGCACCGGCGACGACAAUGACGUCAUUGAGGACGUGUCCGCCCGCACUUUGGCAACACUCAUCCACUCUGUGCAGAACCUGGCGGUCCUGUUCUGUGAGUUAUUGCUAUCCGCUGCAGCAUAUGCAUGCCAGGCUUUGUCCCCAACUGGGCACGAAGCUGAUGACGAGGCCUCUGCCGUCGCUCUGGCCGAGCUGGAGAACAUCGACGACGACUGCGACGGCAAGGGCAUCCAGUUUGUGAAAAUCGGCGACGCGGAAACGGCACGCGAAUACGGCAUCGACGAGUUCCCGGCCCUGGUGUACUUUGAGAACGAGAUCCCGAGUCUGUACGACGGCGACCUGAACCAGGAGGAGCAGGUGCUGGCCUGGCUCCUGGGCCAGCUGGUGUCGGACGAGAUCGAGGACGUCAACGACGAGAUGCUCGACCGGCUGAUUGCCAAGACCAAGCACUUGGCCGUCCUCUUUUGUAUUUAUUUUGACGUUGGGAAGAAGGGAACAGGAAAUCACAACAACACAUUUUUGCUGGAUGGAGUCCAACUUUGCCCUAGGCCACCUGGCUUGGCUGUCAUGGCCUUCAACAAAAUUAAAACCUGGGCCCACCCAAGAAAAUCCGUGCUUUGUCCUGCAAUGGGAAAGAACCUGUUGCUGCGGAAGGAAAAUAAUGGCCAACAGGCCGCAGAAAGUUUGUCUUAUGGAGAUGCCCCCAGGGAAAAGGAAUCGGCCCGGGUCCUCAAGGACCUGGAGACCAUCGACGACGAGUGCGACCAACACGGCAUCGCCUUUGUCAAGAUCUCGGACGCAGCUGAGGCCAAGGAAUACGGGUUCUCCAAGCUGCCGCAGAUGGUGUACUUUGAGAACGGGAUCCCGUCCCUGUACUCGGGUGACCUGGCCCAGGAGGACCAGGUGCUGGACUGGCUCGUGCGCCAGGUCGAGUCGGACGAGAUCGAGGACGUGACUGACGAGAUGCUGGACAUGCUCAUCCAGAGUGCUCAUGGGCACAAAAUUGUGCAAAAUAUCCUGACUGUGCUGAAGAAGGACGACGGGGAUGAAAAGAAGAGCAAGAAGGUGGUGGAUGAACUGGAGAACAUUGACGACGAGUGCGACCAGCACAACAUCACGUUUGUCAAAAUUGACGACGAUGCCGAAGCCAAGGAAUAUGGCAUUGACCAGCUGCCGACCCUGGUGUACUUUGAAAAGUCCAUUCCAACCAUUUACGAAGGUGACUUGAUGAACGAACAAGAGGUCCUCGAGUGGCUCAUCUUCCAAAAGGAGUCGGACGAGAUUGAGGAAGUGACGGACGAGAUGCUGGACAAGCUGAUCGAGUCCGAGCCCUACCUCGCCGUCCUUUUCUACGACAAGGACGACAAGACUGACGUCAAGAUCCUCAACGAGCUCGAAACCAUCGACGACGAGUGCGACCAGCACGGGAUCGCCUUUGUCAAAAUCGACAACGACGCGGAGGCCAAAGAGUACGGGCUGGAAAUGGACAAGUUGCCGCAGCUGAUUUACUUUGAACACGGGAUCCCGUCUAUUUACGAAGGUGAUCUGGACUUGGAAGAAAAAGUGCUCGAGUGGCUCAUUAUGCAACGGCAAGAGGAUCGAAUUGAGGAAGUGACCGAUAUGAUGUUGCAGCAGCUGAUUGGCACUUCACACUACGUGGCGGUGUAUUUCACUGGAGAGGAAUGCCUGGCUGGCCAGGAAUGCGACCGGAUCCUGGGCGAGCUGGAGAACAUCGACGACGAGACGGACGCCCACGGCCUGCACUUUGUGCGGACGGACGACGUCGCUGUUGCCCGUCGCUACGGCGUCAAAAAGUUCCCCGCCAUCGUCUUGUUCCGCAACGGAGAACCGCUCCACUACACCGGCGAGCUGGACGACGAGGACGAGGUCUUGUCCUGGCUCACGGACGGCGACAACCUCGAGAUCGCCGACAAAAUCGAGAGUGUCAAUGCCAAGAUCCUGUCCCGCCUCCUGGACACCGAGGGCAACGUGGCCAGGUUUGAGCCACAAAACAAAGCCCUUUUGUUCUGUGGAAACAUAGCAGAAUUGCCCAAAAUUGUUACCUGUGAUAAUCUGGGGCUUAACCCUUCUGCGGCAACGGACGCCCCCGGCGACAGGAAGGCCGAGAGGAUCCUCGCCGAGCUCGAGCACAUAGACGACGAAUGCGACGCUGCCGGGAUCGACUUCGUCAAGAUCUCGGACAAGAAGCUGGCGGCCGAAUACGACGUGGUGUCCCUGCCGGCGCUCAUCUACUUCCGCCGCAAGUUCCCGCAAAUCUACGAAGGCGACUUGCACAAGGAAGACGAGGUCUUGUCCUGGCUCCUCUCCACCAAGGACGCCACGCCGUCCAACGACGUCAUCGACCUGGUGGACCGCAACAUGCUGGAAAUGCUGCUGCAGCACUACGAGAACGUGGCAGUCUUCUUCUUCGAGAAAAACUGCAAAACGUGCGACAAAAUACUCGACGGCCUGGAAACCAUCGACGACGACACCGACAAGGUCGGGAUCCACUUCGUCAAGGUGAUGGACUCCAAACUGGCCCGGGAACUCGGGGUCGUUGUCUUUCCGUCGCUGGUCUACUUCGAAAACAAGUUCCCGUCCAUCUUCGAGGGUGAUUUGUUGGACGAGGAACAGGUGCUCGAGUGGCUCGUCUACCAAAAGCUGGAGGACACCAUCGAGAACAUCAACCGGGAAAUGCUGAACCUUAUGAUUGAGACCAAGGACUAUUUGGCAGUCAUCUUUUGUAGAGAGAACAUAUUAGUUUCGCGGGGAACCCCUUACAUA